AUGGCGUGUCGGGGGCUGCCGGACCUGGGGCGUCCUCCCGGGGACCAGCAGCCUCGCGCCCCUGGCCGCUCGUCGGGGCACCCGCGUGCUCGCCCUACCCGGGACUCGGAACCCAGUGGAGCACUUUUCCACUGCCCGCCCGGCUUCGCUUCCCUCCAGCUGGGCCCACGUGGCUCCCUGGUUCUGGUUGCGACCCCAGUUUAUGAGUGCCCACCCGAGGGGGUGGGAAAAGUGGAUCCUUCGCAAGUGAGGGGAAGGUGCGAUUCAUUUUCCCAGACAACCAAUGGAAUACCUCUCGUCUCUCUUCCCUCCCACCCGCUGGAGGCAGAAGUUAGGCUCGCGCCGUCAGGCUUGGCCUGUGUGCACACGCGAGUGCGAGAGGGCGGCGGCGGUGGAGCGGGCACGGAAGGCAGACCUGUGCUCCUGCUCCUGUUCUCUCUGCGCCUCGGCCUCUCCCUCCGAGGGCCCCGGAACACGAGUGUGAGGCGCUGUGUAUCCAUUCAAACAGGAAUGGCAGCUCUGAGGCUCCCCUCUGCGCCCCCGGCAAAGCAUCCAUCAUUCUGA
This is a messenger RNA of Rangifer tarandus platyrhynchus (Svalbard reindeer), 564 nucleotides long. Lineage: Eukaryota; Metazoa; Chordata; Mammalia; Artiodactyla; Cervidae. The record is from the annotation of a GenBank genome assembly.